AUGGCGGCCUCUCAGCUGGCAGCGCUGGAAGGAGCCGAGCUGGAUUCUGGGGCUGAGCCCGCAGCCGAGGCCUUGCCUGCCUACCUGUACUCCGAGGGCCAGCGGCUGGCACUUGAGGCCCUGCUGAGUAGCGGCACCGAAGCCUUCCAGGCCUGUGUGCAGCGCGAGGGACUUCGGCCCUUCCUCAGCGGGGACGAGCUCCAGGGCCUGGCCGCCGCCGCCGAGGACUGGAACUCGGGCAGGCCCGAGCCGAGCAACACAGCUGAGGGCGCCACGGUGGACGGAGACCCGGGCAGCCUCACCUACUGGCCGGGACAGUCGGAGGAGCCGCUGCCUAUGCUGCGGCUGGGCUGGCCGGAAGAUGGAGCGUGGAAAGGCUUCACCCGGGCACAGCUGUACACGCAGCCCCCUGACCCGGGCCAGCCCCCACUCAAGGAGGUGGUGCGCCGGGAAAUCCGCGCCGCGCAAAAGUUGGUGGCCUUGGUCAUGGAUGUCUUCACCGACCCAGACCUGCUGUCCGACCUCGUGAACACAGCCACGUGCCGCUGGGUGCCUGUCUACGUGCUCCUGGACUGCCAGCAGCUGCCCGCCUUCCUGGAGCUGGCCCAGCAUCUGGGGGUGAACCCCUGGGCCACAGAGAACCUGGACAUCCGCGUGGUGCUCGGCUGCAGCUUCCAGAGCCGCCAGCGCCGGCAGGUGAAGGGCAGCGUGAGGGAGAAGUUCAUGCUGCUGGAUGGAGAGAGAGUGGUCACCGGCUCCUACAGCUUCACCUGGAGUGACUCCCGCUUGAACCGCGGCCUGCUGACCCUGCUUACGGGCGAGAUCGCCGGCGCCUUCAGCCGAGAGUUUCGGACCCUGUAUGCCACCUCCCGGCCACUCCCGCCAGCGCCCACCCUGGUGCACGCAUCCAGUUCUCCUGGGGCUCAGCCGCCUCCCCCCAGCCCCCACCGCGUGGUCCAUCGCUAUUCUGUGUCACCACCGGCCUUGCCGGAAACCUCUCUGGCCACACGCCUGGCCGCCUGCCGGGCCCUGAGGGAUGGACACUACCCUCCCAGACCCCCAAUGCCGGCACUCAGUGACAUCCUGAGGACCGUGCAGCGCGCCGGAACACCCAGCAGAACCCCAGCCCGGCCUAGCCGCUCUCUGUGGGAUCUGAGCCACCUGUCCCAGCUGUCCGGCUCCAGUGACAGUGACACCAACAGUAGUGAGCUCAGAAGGUCCUGGGAUGCCAAAGACACCCCGGCCAAGGCCCUGAUGAGACAUCGGGGUGCUGGUGGGGGCCCCCGCGCCGAGGUAGACUCCCGUCUGCCAUCCCUGUCACCUGGCCGCCACCUUCACUACCUGUCCACAUCCCCACGGCGGUGGUUUGGGGACGACACAGCCAACAGGCUCUUGGACCACAGGAGCACCCAGCCGCCAGACUGGAACCCCGUGACUGGAUUUGGGGCACGGCCCUGA
Molecule: messenger RNA, 1458 nt
Organism: Sorex araneus (European shrew)
Lineage: Eukaryota; Metazoa; Chordata; Mammalia; Eulipotyphla; Soricidae
Gene: SACK1E
Product: family with sequence similarity 83 member E
Exons: 5
Coding region: 1-1458 (485 amino acids)
Source: RefSeq, a predicted model, not a curated record